CAAGGACCGCUCUGUGCAUGAGGCAUGGACACCUUGGAACUUGCCAGAAAGCUGCAGGAGGAGGCCAUGUGCUCCAUCUGCCUUGACUACUUCAAGGACCCGGUGAUGACCUCCUGCGGCCACAACUUCUGCCGGGAGUGCAUCCAGCUGACCUGGGAGAAGGCCAAAGGCAAAAAAGGGGGGAAGAAGCGCAAGGGCUCCUUCCCGUGCCCCGAGUGCCGGGAGCUGUCCCCCCAGAGAAACUUGCGGCCCAACCGCCUGCUGACCAAGGUGGCAGAGAUGGCGCGGCAGCACCCGGGCUUCCAGAGCAGGGACCUGUGCGCGGUGCACCAGGAGCUGCUGAAGCUCUUCUGUGAGGACGACCGGGUCCCCAUCUGUGUGGUCUGCAGGGAGGCCCGGGAACACCGGCCCCACCGCGUGGUCCCCAUCGAGGAGGCCGUGCAGGGGUAUAAGACAAAGCUGCAGGCGGACAUGAGGCACCUUCAGGAGGAGAUGAUGAAGACUGGGAGGCUGCAGGCCAGGGAGAGGCAGACCCUGGCGGAGUGGCAGGAGAAGGUGAAGGAGCAGAGGCGGCGCAUCGUGGUGGAGUUUGAGAAGGUGGAACUCUUGCUCCUGGAGGAGAAGCAGCGUCUGCUCCAGGCCCUGAAGGCGGAGGAGGAGGAGGUGGAGGCCAGGCUGCGGGAGAGCUUGGCCACCCUGGAGCGGCAGGGCCACUCCCUGGAGAUGCUGCUACUGCAGCUGGAGGACAGCAGUGAGCACACUCCACUGCAGAUGCUGCGGGACAUGAAAGAGCUCCUGAACAGGAAGAACAGCCUGAGUGUACAGUACCCGGAGGCCACCUGUACUGUGCUGAGGACAGUCUGCAGGGUCCCUGGGCAGAUAGAGGUGCUCAAGAGCUUCCAAGAGAACGUGGUGCCGGACCCCGCCACCGCCUACCCCUACCUCCUCCUGUAUGAGAGCCACCAGAAGCGCUUCCUGACCACGCCACUGGAGAGCGCACUCCACAGCAAGGACCGGUUCCUGGCCUACCCCUGCGCCGUAGGCCGGGAAACCUUAUCCUCCGGCAGGCACUACUGGGAGGUGGGCGUGAACCUCACCGGUGACGCGCUCUGGGCCCUGGGCGUGUGCAGGGACAACGUGAGCCGAAAGGACAGGGUCCCCAAGUGCCCCGAAAAUGGGUUCUGGGUGGUGCAGCUGUGCAAAGGGAACACGUACACGCUCCGUGCAUCCGCCCCCACCCCAGUCACGCUGGCCGAGCCCCCCAGCCACAUGGGGGUCUUCCUGGACUUCGAGGUGGGGGAGGUGUCCUUUUACAACCUGAAGGACGGGUCCCACCUGCACACCUAUGCCCAGCAGCAAUUCUCUGGCCCCCUGCAGCCCUUCUUCUGCCUGGGGGCCCCCAAAUCAGGCCAGAUGGUCAUCUCUACAGUGAUCCUGUGGGUGAAGACAUAGGGGCACAGGCCAGGGGAAGGGGGGCGCGGGCGUCCCUGGUUUCUCCGGAAGGUGCCAUGGCCCCGCACAGCACAGGCCACCUGCCAGACCUGUCUACGGUGGAGCGCUUGCGAGCCACAGGCUGGCUGCGCAAGGCAGUUUUGCGAAGCUGAUCUGUAAUCACGAUUAAAGCCGUUAAAGGUCAAGAGA
Suricata suricatta (meerkat) is the source of this 1641-nucleotide messenger RNA. It is a transcript of the gene TRIM17, whose product is annotated as tripartite motif containing 17. The transcript is spliced from 7 exons. Gene Ontology annotation, molecular function: zinc ion binding; protein binding. Lineage: Eukaryota; Metazoa; Chordata; Mammalia; Carnivora; Herpestidae. The record is from RefSeq and is a predicted model, not a curated record. The coding region runs from base 25 to 1452 and encodes 475 amino acids.